CUCACAUCAGCAGAUGACAACAACAAAACACGGCUACAGAGAGGGUGUUAGCGUAGUUAGCUUCUGGAGAUAAACAACUGGUCGCCUCGUCUGUGUGUUACCUAAUCAAGGCUGGAGAUUUAUCGUUCAGAACUUCGUAGAAAUAUGCCUGAUCUAUGCAUCUAGUUAUGGUUGUCAUUUAUUUUUUGGCUUAGUUCAGUCCUCGUUAGCUGAGUGGCUCGGAAAGCUAACUAAAAAUGCCAAGCUUAAACGGGUUAGCUAGCUAGCUUACGUGCUAGCUUUUUAGCUAGCCAACCAGCCCAGGCGAAACCCAAGGAGAUGCGAGCAAAGUGAGGUCUGUGGCAUGUGACUAAAUGAGCCAGACAGGCAAACUUGAAAAACUCUGGGAGACUCAUCAUGAAGUUGUAUGUGUUCCAGGUCAACAAUGGCAGCACAUUGACAUUUGACACUGACCUUGCUGUCCAGACUGUACUGGAGCUUAAACAUGCCAUCCAAGCCAAAUACAAGAUCGCAGUUCAGCAUCAAGUCCUGGUGGUCAAUGGAGGGGAAUGUAUGGCUGCAGACAGACGAGUCUGCAGCUACAGUGCAGGCACUGAAACCAACCCCAUAUUCCUGUUUAACAAAGAGAUGAUCUUGUCUGACCGGGAUCCAACAAUCCCUAAAACCACCUUCUCGAUUGAAAGCGAGAUUCAGUUGAAGGUGGAGGAGUCACUAUUGAUGCCAGCUGUCUUUCACACCGUUGCCUCACGAACACAACUUGCUCUGGAAAUGUUCGAAGUUGCCAAAAAACUUUGCUCUUUUUGUGAGCGUUUGGUUCACGAUGAACAUCUCCAACAUCAAGGCUGGGCAGCCAUCAUGGCCAAUCUGGACGACUGCACCCUGUCUUAUCAGAAGUUGCUCAUGAAAUUCAACACAGCAUACACUAAUUAUCAGCAGGACCUUGAGGAAAUUAAAGUCAAGCUUUCCAAGUUAGGGACUUCAGUUUCUGUCAUGGCUAGGAUACCUCUGCUGGAAUGUUUGACGAGACACAGUUACAGAGAAAGCAUAGUGAAGUCCAGUUCAACCCCAGACAAGGAUUCAGAUGAGACGGAAGAAGAAAAGUCCACUGACUCUGUGCUCUGCGCUACUCAAACACAGAGGCCCUCCAAGUCAUCGGCCUCUUUGUCUGCUUCGGGCACGGCCACAUGCGAGGCAGAAGGAGAUCAGGGGACAAAUGAAAUGACUGACAGUGGUGGGUUAAGGGCUGCACUUUUAGAUGAAGACACUGCAGACCUUGCCGGCCAGUCCAUUUUCAACGUUACACUGUUGGACUGGAUAAAUGUUCAAGACAGACCUAAUGACGUGGAAUCUGUUGUGAGGAAAUGUUUUGACUCCAUCAACAGGCUCGACCCAAGGAUCAUUCAACCUUUCCUGACAGAGUGUCGGGACACAAUUGCAAAGCUGGAUAAUCAGAACAUGAAAUCCAUCAAAGGCCUUGAAGACAGGUUAUAUGCUCUUGACCAAAUGAUUGCAAGCUGUAAGAAGUUGGUAAACGAGCAGAAAGAACUCGCUCAGGGGUUUUUGGCCAACCAGAAGAGAGCUGAAAACCUGAAGGAUACGUCUGUUUUGCCUGACCUGUGUCUGAGUCACACCAACCAGCUGAUGAUCAUGCUGAACAACCACAGGAAGCUGUUAGAUAUUAAAAAGAAGUGCACCACUGCCAAACAAGAAUUAGCAAACAACCUUCAAGUCAGACUCAAAUGGUGCUGCUACGUGAUGCUUCACGCAGAUCAGGACGGAGAGAAGCUUCAGGCUCUCCUCAGACUUCUUACAGAGCUAAUGGAAAGAGUGCGGGUGGUCGAGGCCCUCAGUACUGUGCCCCAGAUGUACUGCCUGGCAGUUGUAGAAGUUGUGAGGAGAAAAAUGUUCAUGCGCCACUAUCGAGAGUGGGCAAACGCUCUUGUGAAGGAUGGGAAACGACUAUACGAGGCAGAGAAGUUUAAAAGAGAAUCUUUUGGGAAACUCUUUAGGACAUCUUUCCUCCGGAAUCGAUUGUUUAAAGGGCUUGAUUCAUGGCCUCCAACUUCAUUUUGUACACAAAGGCCCAGAAGGUUCGAUGAUGAACUUCCAGAUAUCUCACUUGAUGACCUGCAGUACUUGAAAUCAUGUUGUCCUGCAGAGGUGCAGCCUUUUCUAAUGGUUCCUGCUAUGUGUGAUUUCGAGCCUUUACAUCACCAUGUCGAGUCCCUUCAUCAACUGGUCCAAGCUGCACAGAGCGUGGAUGAAAUGUCUCAAACUAUUACUGACUUACUAAGUGAACAAAGGACAUCCUGUAUUCAUAGAUCAACAGCAUGGACUCCACAGUCUGAAAGCAAGUCUGGGACCACGGCAUCAAUUUCCUCUAAAACACCUCCCUCGCUUAGUCUUCAGGGACCCAGCUGCCAGCCCCUACAUGUACCCAUCCCAGCUCCUUUAGAGGAUUUAUCUCCAGACAGCAUUGAUGCACAGACUUUUGACUUUGAAACCAUAGGCCAUCCAAACAUGGAUCCUGUCCUGCAGCAGGGAUCCCUUGACUUGGACUCUCUUGCCGAAAGCCCCGAAUCUGACUUCAUGUCUGCCGUCAACGAGUUCGUGAUUGAAGAGAACUUGACCUCGCCCAAUCCCAUUAGUGACCCCACCAGCCCCGAGAUGAUGGUUGAGUCGCUGUACUCCUCAGUCAUUAAUGCAAUUGACAACAAGCGAAUGCAAGACACCACAACACUAGCGAGAGAGAACUCAAGAGUUGCUGAGCUCCAAAAAGCUGUUGAAAAAUACAAAUAUGCUGCAGAAAAGUCCCACUCUAACUUAAGAAGUGUAAAGGAUGACCUAUACUACUUAAGAGGCCUAGUAGUGAAGGAACAACAGGACUUUGGGCUAGCCCUGCUUAGCAUGAGCUCAGAAGUACGCACUACUGUGGAUGACAUCUGCCAAACUCAUGAAACUGAGCUGAAAGCGCUGCAUCAGUGUGAGCUUCUUAGUGUUCGGCAGGAGCUCGAGAAACAAGUUCUUGCGCUGACGGAGGAAAACCAAGUCAACCAAAACAUUGUGCGGGACGUGCAGCGCGCUAUGCUGGAGCUCGAGGGGCUCAUGGAGCGCAAAGAGAAGGAGCUUACUCAGCUCGAGAACGAGAAAGAGCGGUGGGCGGAAAAAGAGAGCGAUCUCGCUGGUCGGAUCAAAAACCUCGACCAGAUUAUCAGCGAUCAAACGGAGGAGGCCAAGGUGCUUUCAGCUUCGAAAGACUCUCUGACCAGCCAGCUUGAAAACCUGCACUUUGAGAUUGAACGCAGUCAGCAGAAGAUUCGACAGGAGCUUGAAGUGGUUGCUCAGGGCCAUUUAAAGGAGUUGGAGGACAAAAUGAACCAGGAGCACAAGAUUGAACUGGACAGCUUAAAUAGGAAUAACCAGGUGGCUCUGGAAAGCCUCGCUGUUGAAAAUAAUACAAAGUUAACUGAGGCAACCGAUCAAUAUGCCACAGCCAUUAAAGAGAAGGACGUUCAAAUCAAGGACUUGGAAGCUCGAUUUACUGAGCUUGCAGAGCUCCGCUGCAAACUAGAGGUAGAGUUAGCCCUCAAAGAUGCAGAAACGGAAGAGGUUAAAAUUUUGUUUGAGGAGGCCAAGAGUCAACAUGCAGAGGCUCUAAACACCCAAAUCGAGGCUGAGACCAAAGUACUUCGAGCUGAGCUGGCAGAUCUGAAAAGACAGCUUCAAGCAAAAAACGAGGAGUAUGAAUUGGACCUGGCAGAGCUGAGAACUCUCAUGAGGAUCGAAAAAGACCACUGCAUCUCGGAGCUGGUGGACCGACAUGAAGAGGAGGCUGCCCUGUUGCACACCAAGGUCUCCACCCUGCAGCAGCAAGCCCUGGACGCCGAAAGGAUCUCUGCGGAGCAGCAGCAAAACCUCAAAGAGGAAUUCCAUCAGCAGGUGGCUGCGCUCGGCGAAGAAAAAGAGAAGCAGUCGAGGAGGUUUCAAGACCUGGAGCAGGAGUUGAGGACUGUUAUCAGCGAUUUGCGGGCAGAGAAUGACCUGCUCUCGAAAAAACUGGAGCAGGACAAACCUGCAGGUCAGAAAGAUGAGGACAAAGAGGCAGCCUCUGAUGCUGUAGCACAAGAAGCCUUUAAAGAGUUGGAGCAGCAGAAGGAGGAGAAAGAGAAGGAACUUUUAGGCAGAAUCAAACAACUUGAGAAAGAGCUUCAAGAGACGCAAUCUUUAAAAAGUGAUGGAGGGUUGUCGCUGUCUGCUGAUGGCCAUGCAGAUGCUGGAGCACCUCUGUCUCUGGACUCAGCAUUGCAAGAGCGCCUGCAGCAAGAGAGGGCCUCCCUGCUAACUCAGUUAGAUCUUCUCGAAAAGAAGAAGAACGAAGAGAUGCAAAACCUUAAGACAUCGCUAAUCGCUGAGCAGCAGACUAAUUUCAACACAGUUCUAACCCGAGAAAAGCUGAAGAAGGAGCAGAUUAUCAAAGAGCUCACAGAGAAGUUCCAGGAUGUUACUCAGCAACAGGAAAAGGACAAAGCUCUAAUAGAGACUUUGUCCGAGGACCGGGCAAGUUUGAUGCAGGAAAAGAAGCACUUGGAAGAAGAGCUGAAYCGGCUGCGCAGCACUGCUUUGGUGUCCUCCACCUUCUUCCCCUCCAACCCUUCAGUUCCGGAUGCUUCAGAAGCUGGAGCAGCAGCUCGAGCUCUGCCCGUUGCUGAGGCUUGUUUUUCAGAGGGCCUGUCUGAGACUGACAGACUGGCCUCUGUGGCAGCCAUUCGAGAUGACGACCACGUCGAUUCUGCAGUGGAAGCCAGCAUGGUGGCUGUCCAUGACAAUAUGAUGUCAGAGGAGAAACAACGAAUAAUCUUACUUGAGAGGACUUUGCACAUGAAGGAAGAAGAAAACAAGCGCCUAAGUCAAAGACUGAUGUCUCAGAGCAUGUCGUCGGUGUCAUCACGGCAUUCAGACAAAAUCGCCAUCAGAGAUUUCCAGGUUGGCGAUUUGGUUCUAAUCAUCCUGGAUGAAAGGCAUGACAACUACGUGCUGUUCACCGUUGGUCCCACCCUCUACUUUCUCCACUCAGAGUCUCUCACUGCACUGGACCUUAAACCAGCAUCAGGGAGCUCAAGACGACCGUGGGUCCUUGGAAAGGUGAUGGAGAAGGAAUAUUGCCAGGCAAAAAAGGCCCAGAACAGGUUCAAAGUUCCUUUAGGAACCAAGUUCUACAGAGUUAAAGCUGUUUCCUGGAACAGAAAAGUAUAAUACCCAAGUAAUGAGCUAACGUGUAUAUUUGUUUUUGUUUAAUUUUCAAACAGAAACUUAAUUUUCCCUAACUUAACAUCAAAACUCAUUACUAAUGGAAAGAGAAACAUGUUAUUUCAGUUGAAAAUCAUACAUUUUAUCACAUUUUUUUGUUUUCUUUUAAACCCAGAUUUGUUACUGUGGACCAAAUGCUAUUAAUCUCUCAGGGCCUUGCCCUUUACACUGUGGCAUUAUGCCCUUUGACUUGUGUGUGGAACUGAAUAAAAUUUGGAUGUUAAAUAUUAGUUCUCAUUAUCAGCAUUUGUCCUCUUGUGGAAAAUACUGUCAUUAUCAACAUAAAUAAAUAAAUAAAUAAAUAAAAUAAAAAAAACAUUUAUAUUAAACAAUAAUGGAGGAAUGUUCAUGGCAUGCAUAUUGAAAUAUUUUUCUUUAAUUUACUUACCAGAUAAAUGUUGUAGUUGAAAAUGUAGGUAAUGCUGUAUGUUACUCACAAUCAGUAUGGCUCUCUGUCAAUACUGAAAUGUACAUUAUGACUGGCUGAAGGCAGUCAGCUUUGCAAUCCUUGAAAUGCACUUUGAAAACAAUGCUUUUAAUAAUUUAAAAGGGAAGUUAAUUGAGCUGUCAGAACUAAGUAAAUAUAUCAGAACAAACUUCUUAUUAUCAUAGCAUAUUGAUAUGUAGAAAGGAAAACAUUGUGGCUGUGUUUCAUUAUCGGGAGACAUUGUAUAUUACUCAUUUUAAAAAAAAUCACAUGUAACUAAAUGACUGUAAUGUAAAGGAUAGAGUUUUGAAACAAUAAAGGAUUGAUCCCCAA
Messenger RNA from Austrofundulus limnaeus, 6067 nucleotides. RefSeq names its product RB1-inducible coiled-coil 1 (gene rb1cc1). Bases 397 to 5253 code for a protein of 1618 amino acids. The transcript has 23 exons. The record is from RefSeq and is a predicted model, not a curated record. Lineage: Eukaryota; Metazoa; Chordata; Actinopteri; Cyprinodontiformes; Rivulidae. Gene Ontology annotation, biological process: positive regulation of protein phosphorylation; autophagy of mitochondrion; autophagosome assembly. Gene Ontology annotation, cellular component: Atg1/ULK1 kinase complex; phagophore assembly site membrane. Gene Ontology annotation, molecular function: molecular adaptor activity; protein kinase binding.